UGACAGGCGUUUUAUGUUUUACAUAACGAAGAGGAGUUACAGUUGAUAACUAAAAUUGAAUAAACGAUAACUUAUAAGGACCGUUGGUAAUAAACGGAUCAUAAGUAAUGCUCGCAUUAAAUAUUGUGUAUGCUUUAUUGUAUAUGAUAUCCAUUUACGAGAAGUCUAAAUGGUGUGAGGAAUUUCUUUAGUUUUUACUUUAACGCUUGCCUUCGACAUAUAUUUGAAACCGCUCUUGAAGUUCUUGUUCUUAAUUAGUACCAUAAAACAAUACCAAGCCACAGGUGUGUGGUCGGUUUACGAGAAAGCAAAGCUUCUAGUAUGCGCUAGUAUGAUCCAGAUAAACAAGGAAUGUCGGACUCAAACACAUAUUGCUUAUUACAAUACAAAAAUGCAUCAAACCAAAGCGACAUCUUUCAGUUGGGGAUCUUGCCCGAUUAGGAAAGUUGGGGAAUCCCCUUUUGACUUGCCCGAUCGGGAAAUAUUGAUUGAAAAAUUGCCCGAUCAGGCAAGAAAACAACCAUUUUGUAUAUACCUUGGCAAAACGUGUCCGGGCAUCACACAACUCAUCCAAGGAACAACGUAUAUAACUGAAUCCAAUCUUAAAACAAUUACCUUAAAUUUGACCGUCACGUUUUUUUUAAAAUGUCGUUCGUCAGAUAUUGAAGCCCAAAGUUGAGCAACUUUUAGCAUCUGUCAACAUUUUACGCACUUGCCUGUUUUGAGCACAAACUUGCCAGAAGGAGCAAGUCGUCGAAGUUACAUUAUGUAAUCACUUGCCCGUUUUGAAUUUGAAUUUCCCGAACGAGCAAUAGAAUGCGCUCUGUUUUCCAUGUGGAUUGGUGUAUAGUUUUCAGUAAUGACAUAAAACAUCCAAGAAACACAUUGAACAAAUGAAUUCAAUCUUAAAAUAAUUAUCUUACAUUUCACCGUUGCGAUUUUCAUAAAGCGCCUUUGUUUUUCAGAUUUUCAAACUCAAAGUUGAACGAUUUAAGUAUUUUUUAACAUUGUGUGCACUUUCUUGUUUUGGAAUCAAACUUGCCGGAAGGAGCAAGCCAUCUAGUAUGCACUGUUUGACCAACUUACCCGUUUUGACAUCUACUUUCCUGAACGAGCAAGUUUGUGAGAAUAUGGCAGAAAUCAUGGAAUAUCAAGUGAACAUACAACGUGAAGCACAAAGAGCAACAAAUCUGAGCGUGUUCAUCCAGGGCAAUACCGCGUUCGUUGAUUGGUCAAUAGAAGGCGACCCCGAUAACGUGACUGGGUUUGAAUUAUUCUACGAGCUCGUAGAAUCAAGUGGUACUGCGAUAUUCACGUAUGGGAUAAGCCGUCUCCAGAGAACCUUUCGAAUCAUUGGCCUUUUACCUUUCAACAAAUACCGUAUAUACAUGGUGACGAUAACGGAUCUGGGUAGAAGGAACCAAAGCGAGGUGGUGGAGUUCACCACAAACAAUGUCACAGGGAUACAGUUUGUUGAGAGCACAGCCAGGGGAAUACAGUUGGAGGAAGCCAUUGUUCUAUUUAUAGUAGUGUGUCUCUGGGCAUGCGCAAUGGUGUUGUUUGUGAAGCAGUGGGAUAAUAUCCGGAUAUUAGAACCACAGGAGCCUCGCUUCAAGCAUAGUCCAAAAAAUCUGCACACAAUAAGGAUAGUUAAGAAACCUCAGGAUAGUAUUAUUUACAAAAACUACAGCCGUAAAAUGUCAUUGACAAUGGUGGAACGCGAGAAAAAACUUCUUCGAAUGAAUACGGUGCCUAUAAUGGAGAGCGUGUCCUCGCUUAAAGCUUUGACAUCGAAAUACAGGAGUCACUUGCCAACGAUUGAAAUGGAAGAGACGUAUUAUAAGCCCCCGAUUGAACCUAUUGAAGAAGUAACAGUGAUUAACGAAAAUUCCAUAGCUUGAUUGACCAGAAGCUAAUCAUGGUCGCUUAAACUGCAUUUUUGCUAAGAAGAGGCUUCUUUUUAAUGUAACAUGCAAUACAAGCGGAAAGUGUCGUUUCUGAUACGCCUUGUGGAUUGCUUUUGCUAAUGUCGGAGAAACUCUUCGCACAGCUAUAAAACCCUGUUUUUCCAGAGCGAGACUCAAAUACAGAAAAAACCUGACAAGGAUUGACAUGGAAGAGAUGCCUCAUAAACCGUGUUCUACAAUCGUGUCCUAUUUGAGAAAUCACGGUAAUUAACAAAAACUCAAUAUCUUAGAAGUGUACUCCUUACAAUGACAUAUUGUACACAGGAAUUAAGCAAGACCAAUUUUUGUCGAAAAUGCGUUAUAUAGUGUAUCGUAUAUGUUCCUCAGUGUAAGUGUAAAUACGAUUGUUAUUCCUACAGGAAUAUAUUACAUAGCUUAGUAUAAUGACUCAUAUAUGGCUGUUAUUAAUAUACUGUGUUGUAUACGUCGCUCAAAUUGUUAUACAUGUAUAUUUAAUAUAUUAAGUAUAUAAUAUAUUGAUUGACGAUAUUCCACAAUUUCUUCUGGAUCACAGGUAAUACAUGCUCAUUGCUCUAAGGGCGGUAAACUAAUCAAGUAUUGCAUUUGUGAAUAGCAUUUACGGAGUUUAUCCCUCUGUUAUCAAAACGUGUUCACUAUAUGUACAUAUUAUUAUAUAAAAUCAAUAAAACUUUGUAAUAAUUC
This is a messenger RNA of Dreissena polymorpha, 2630 nucleotides long. RefSeq lists its product as uncharacterized. Lineage: Eukaryota; Metazoa; Mollusca; Bivalvia; Myida; Dreissenidae. The transcript is spliced from 4 exons. Gene Ontology annotation, molecular function: protein binding. The record is from RefSeq and is a predicted model, not a curated record. Bases 1065 to 1901 code for a protein of 278 amino acids.